CCAGGUGACUUCUGCGAUGUCAACCACUGUCAGAAUGGGGGCACCUGCCUGACUGGCAUUAAUGAGACCCCUUUCUUCUGCAUCUGCCCUGAAGGCUACGUUGGGAUUGACUGCAACGAGACCGAGAAAGGCCCCUGCCACCCUAAUCCUUGCCACAACAAUGGCGAGUGUCAGUUGGUCCCUAACCGGGGAGAUGUCUUCACUGAAUACAUGUGCAAGUGCCCUGUGGGGUACGACGGGGUGCACUGCCAGAACAACAAGAACGAGUGCUACUCCCAGCCCUGCAAAAAUGGAGGCACCUGCCUAGACCUGGAUGGCGACUACACCUGCAAAUGCCCUUCUCCGUUCUUGGGGAAGACCUGCCACGUCCGCUGUGCUGUUCUCCUGGGCAUGGAAGGGAGGGCCAUCUCUGAUGCUCAGCUCUCAGCCUCCUCUGUCCACUAUGGCUUCCUUGGCCUGCAGCGCUGGGGGCCAGAGCUUGCCCGCCUCAAUAACCAUGGCAUCGUCAACGCUUGGACCUCCAGCAAUUACGACAAGAAUCCAUGGAUCCAGGCCAACCUGCUGAGGAAGAUGAGGCUGAGUGGGAUCAUCACACAAGGUGCUCGCCGCGUGGGCCAGGCAGAAUACGUCCGCGCCUUCAAAGUGGCCUACAGCCUGGAUGGACGGGAGUUCACUUUCUACAAGGAUGAGAAGCAGGACAUGGACAAGGUUUUCCCGGGGAACGUGGAUUAUGGCACUAUGCAGACCAACAUGUUCAACCCUCCCAUCACAGCCCAAUUCAUCCGCAUCUACCCCGUGAUGUGCCGCCGGGCCUGCACGCUCCGCUUUGAGCUUAUCGGCUGUGAGAUGAACGUGUAUUUCAACACGGCAGGUUGCUCGGAGCCUCUGGGCAUGAAAUCCCGCCUGAUCUCUGACCAGCAGAUCACGGCCUCCAGCGUCUUCAAGACCUGGGGCAUUGACGCCUUUACCUGGCACCCCCACUACGCUCGCCUGGACAAGACGGGCAAAACCAACGCCUGGACGGCGCUCAACAACGGCCCGUCUGAGUGGCUGCAGGGGGGGCCCCGGGGCCCCGGGGGCUUUCCCCGGCGGUGGGGAGGGCGUAUGAGAAGCCAGACGUGUCCCUCGCUGCCUCUGUGA
Messenger RNA from Struthio camelus australis, 1140 nucleotides. The record is from RefSeq and is a predicted model, not a curated record. NCBI's taxonomy places the organism in Eukaryota, Metazoa, Chordata, Aves, Struthioniformes, Struthionidae.